CUGCCAAGGCGGCCGUGGGGCGGUUCCUGCGCAGGGAGUGUGAGGCGCUGCCGGUGCCCACCAUGGUGACACCGUGUCAGAACCUGGUCAGCCGGUAUUGGGAGCUGCUGGAGGAACAGCUGGGGGGGCAGCUGAAGCCAUCUGCCAUCUGUGCCCGCCUGGAGUUGUGCCCAGCGCAGCCUGGGGGGGUCCCGGCUGUGUCCCCCCACAUCGGAGCCCUCCUGCAGGACGCGGCGCUGCCGGUGCCGUUACCGCUGUGUUGGCUGUGCCGGACCUUCCUGUCCCGCGCCGAGGCCGCCGUCCCCAAGGGGGCCGUGGCCGGGGCCGUGUCCCAGCUGUGCCGGGCGCUGCCGCUGGCCGUGUCGGGCGCGUGCCAAUGCCUGGCCGAGCGUUACACCGUGUUGGUGCUGGACGCGCUGCUGGGGAAGCUGGCACCGCGGCUGGUGUGCAGCCUGAUGCUGCACUGCGGGCCUGAGCGGGACGGGGGGAACAUGGACAUCACGGCAACGGGGAACAACGGGGACACACAGAGAGAGGACCCCACUCUAUGGGGGGACCAAGGGCACGGGGGGGAGGCAGAGGAGAGACCAAAAGGGCACAGGGGGUGA
Messenger RNA from Coturnix japonica (Japanese quail), 608 nucleotides. NCBI's taxonomy places the organism in Eukaryota, Metazoa, Chordata, Aves, Galliformes, Phasianidae. The record is from RefSeq and is a predicted model, not a curated record.